Messenger RNA from Trichoplusia ni (cabbage looper), 3780 nucleotides. RefSeq names its product ras-related protein Ral-a (gene Rala). The coding region runs from base 434 to 1123 and encodes 229 amino acids. Gene Ontology annotation, molecular function: GDP binding; GTPase activity; GTP binding. The transcript is spliced from 5 exons. Gene Ontology annotation, biological process: Ras protein signal transduction. The record is from RefSeq and is a predicted model, not a curated record. Gene Ontology annotation, cellular component: plasma membrane. NCBI's taxonomy places the organism in Eukaryota, Metazoa, Arthropoda, Insecta, Lepidoptera, Noctuidae.
GGUGGUCGGCGGUGGUGUGUAGGUCAAUGACGUGAUAAAUGUUUACUACAAUGGCAACGCCUCGUCUUCUCCCACAGUUUCACGCGCAUUGUCUUACGGUUCUCACGUGUUAUUGCACUUUUUCCGACCCGGUUAGCUUCGCGAAUACUACUGCGUUAUUGUCGGUGGUGUGUGCAGCAGUUUAGUGUUCUUACAAGUUGCCAUAAGGCGUCACAGCAGGCGUUUGUGACUCACUCGUUCGAGCGUUUUGUGAUUGAUUUUCCGCGGAAUUUUCUCGUAAUUAGCAGUUGUCGUGAAUGAUAAUUAUUUAAUAAACGGCCAUCAUUGGAUUCCUGUCCAUCAGCGUGUAAUACACGCCAGUGUUGUGUAGAAUGGUAACCGCGGGGCCCUCGCCCGUCUCCCGCGCCUCGGAGACUGCGCUGAGUUCCCAGUGAUGUUCUCGGCCCUUGCUUAUCAGUUGUCCACUAAGUUUUUAGAAGAGCAGAAGUGUUCGUGCCUGGAGUCACGUCGGGGUCGCACGAUGUCGAAGAAGCCGGCCGCGCAGCCGACGCUGCACAAGGUGAUCAUGGUGGGCUCCGGCGGUGUCGGCAAGUCCGCGCUCACGCUGCAGUUCAUGUACGACGAGUUCGUCGAGGACUACGAGCCCACGAAGGCCGACAGCUAUAGGAAGAAGGUGGUGCUGGACGGCGAAGAGGUUCAGAUCGAUAUCCUGGACACGGCGGGGCAGGAGGACUACGCCGCCAUCCGCGACAACUACUUCCGCUCCGGCGAGGGCUUCCUCUGCGUGUUCUCCAUCACCGAGCCAGAGAGCUUCGAUGCUACACAAGAGUUCAGGGAGCAGAUCCUCCGCGUGAAGAACGACGAGAACAUCCCGUUCCUGCUGGUGGGCAACAAGUCGGACCUGGCGGACAAGCGGCGCGUGCCGCUGGACGCGUGUCGCGAGCGCGCGCAGCACUGGCAGGUGCCCUACGUCGAGACCUCCGCCAAGACAAGGGACAACGUCGACAAGGUGUUCUUUGACCUCAUGCGCGAGAUCCGGUCGCGCAAGUCCGACGACAGCCGCGCGACCAACGGCGACGUCAAGAGGAAAAAGACGAAGAAACUCAAGUGCGCGAUACUGUAGGCACACACACACGCACGCGCCGCAUCCACACACACUCGCGUGGAGCCACUGGCGCCCGAGCGAGCCCGAGCCCGCCCGAGCGUGUCCGAGCGUGUCCGAGCCCGCCCGAGCGCGCCCGACAGCAGCCGAAGGCGCACGAGCGCGGCCCGCCGGCGCUGCCCGGCCGCGGGUUGACGCGCCUCGCUUGUCUCGUUCAGUGAUAUUUGUCUCAACCUGCUGUGUGGGUGCCACUACAUACCCGACUGUGUGUGAUAACUGAAAUGCACUACAUAGGAAAUCAGAUUUAAUUCGUGUUGUAAUUGAAUGCAAAGUUAAAUCUAUAAUAAUAUUGGUAACAAAUAAUAAUUACUUAUUUGUAUAAAUGACAAAUAAAUAUUUAUAAUGAAUUAAUUGAUACACAUUGACAUUCCAGUUAUCACAAACUCGUCCACUACUCAAAAACAAUAUUGUAAAUUCGUUUAAUGUAUUUUGAACGUUGCGACGUUUUAUUUUAAGGUCGACAGUCGCGUCUCAAGUAUCACUAGCACGAUACACAUGUACUAGGUGUAAGCAGGCUAUUGUAAAUUUUAAUAUAUUUCGCCCACUUUGGUGCUUGCAUUUAUUGAAUACUGUUUGUAAUUAUUUCGCGGUCGAUUUUUUAGAUAUAAAAAAAUACAAUAGUAAUUUAAAUUUAGUGUUUGAAAUCUUCUUAGCUGUUCCGAGCUCUGUGUAAAAAGUCUAAUUCUAAUUUUUCAUGUGGUCAACACGAGUUGACUUUACUUAAUUUAUUAAAAAGUAACCUAUUAGAUGCUCCAAACAAAUCCUGCUAACGUCUAGUUGACCCGACUCCAUUACAAACAGAAUUACAUAAGUUUUUAUGAAUAAUUAUUGUUGUAUCAAAGCUUAGUGCUUUCGCGUUAAUUUGUACGUGUAUUCAGGUUGAGGCCGCCUCCCCGGACUGAAGGCGGUCAGUAAUACACUGACUAUAUCGGUAGGAUGCUGUUCAUACUCAACACUGAGGGCACCUCGACGUGAGGUCACCAAUUAUUUUUGCACACAUACAUCCCACCUAGUUAGUCAUGCAAAGAUAUUACGAAAGUACCGUCAACAUCCAAAUAAGUACCCAAAAUAAACAAACAAUUACAACUAUAUUCCUGUAAAAAUUGUAGAUCCAUAAAUGUUAGAGUAAGUUGAAAGAAAUGAGAAUUAUUUUUCUAUGAACCCUCUUUAGAUGUUGGCCGUACACAAUCUCGUUUGAUAUGAACAAUGUUCCACUAACACUCGAACACGCAUGGACGGUAGCAUAAGUUUUGUAUUUAUUUUCUAUGUAGUAAGUGCUAAAUGUAUUGUGUAAUGCGUUGAAGGGGAUACUGUGUUGUUUGUUUGCCGAAAUAGUAUUUUACAAUUAUUUGAGAAAGACUGCAAUGUACGUGCUAGUCAAAUGUCUCAGAAUGUGAAUCAAAAUCUCAAAAAAUGAAUCUCUUGGUACAUUUAGUAAGAUAAAUUUCAAGUAACCAAUUACUCGAUAAUCGUACAAAUAACGUUUCACUAACACGACUUCACUAUUCAGGAAAUUUUAAUUUACAUAAAGAUGCAACAAAAGCUCAAUACAUAUUAUAGGUAUAAUUGAUAAUUCCGCCAUAAAUACUAUUUCUGUGAACAUUAGGAUUGUGAUGUCUGCACUGAAUGUACUCGUAUAAGUGUCGCUUCACGGAGUAGCCGAAUAAUGUCAUGUCUUGUAUGUAAAUGUGUCGCUUUUGGACCGCCACGAGCCGCUCUCAGACAGUAACAAAAACUAUAAAAAGUAAUUGGCAACCCCAGCCAUCCAGUGUUACAGCUAAGAAAUGAUAAUUUGUUAUAAUAUGGUAAAGUGGCGAUCGAAAAGUUAGAAUGAGAAUAUAAUUAUUGUAAUACUAAGUUUUGUAUGCAACAAAGUCUGAUAUUUUUAAAUCUUCACGAUUUACUUUUUUAUAUUUCGCGCUAACGCCUCUCUGGGCUAUGUGCCCCUCACUUUUGAUGUAGCAGACGUUCCUUUCUACUACUUAAAUAGUUCAUGAUUGUGAGGCAAUGUGAGGGUAUAAUGAUCCGCAGUAAUGCCAGGCAGGCGAGCAGCCGCCACCCCCGAGUGGUUAGUUUCGUUUGUGUCAAGGGUUAGGCUUGUGCCACACGUAUGUAAGUGUACACGAGCGUAAGGUCGCCACCGACGACUUGAUAUUACAUUAUAAUGCCAUUAUUAUAUAUUUUGUCCACAUAGUGCAGCAAGCACGUGUAGCGAUAACAUGUUUAGCAUAAUAUACUGUUAUUCGGGGUCAGAUGUGUAUAUCUUUAGAUGGCCCCUAACUGCCAAGACGAAGUAACUUUAUAGGUCCAUUCGCAAAAACCUAGAAACCCUUGAAUAUUAGGAGUCUUUGAUUCCCUUUCCCACUCACAAACAACAGACCGCGUCGAUAGCAGCUGUCGAGCAGCAGGCUUACACUUUUAUAAUAAUUGUGUUCCACAGCGGCUAUCGACAGAUGGCGUUGUUUUAAUCUUAUAUUCCUAUGUGUACUUGUAAUUUUCUAUAGGCUAGUUAUUUUAGUUCACAAAUGUAUGGAUUAUGUACCUACGUGUAUGUAUGUAUAUCGAAGUCACAGGAACAAACGAUUGAUAUAAAGCAGGAAAUAUACAGAUUUGCAAAA